AUGGACCUUGCCGUGGCGGAGAUGGAGCUCGACGGCGAGGACGAGGGCGGAGGCAACGAUGCUGAGACGCAGGUGGAGUAUUUGGGAUAUGUGAUCUCUAGUGCUGGAGUUAGCACUGAUCCCAAGAAGAAAUCAGCUAUGUUAUCGUGGCCUAGACUAGGGAAUGUCAGAUCGCUGAGGGGAUUCCUGGAAUUGACCGGCUACUAUAGGUGUUUCGUAAGGAAUUAUAGAGUGAUAAGCAAACCAUUAUUUGACCUAUUGAAGAAGGAUAGCUUUAAGUGGGAUGAAGGAGCAGAAGCUGCAUUCGGGGGUCUUAAACAGGCCAUGAGUGAGGUUCCUAUGCUCGGCAUCCCUGACUUCAACAAACCAUUUACCUUGGAGACGAAUGCAAGUGGAACAAGAGUGGGGGUUGUUCUAUCUCAAGAUGGCUAA
Molecule: messenger RNA, 432 nt
Organism: Diospyros lotus (date-plum)
Lineage: Eukaryota; Viridiplantae; Streptophyta; Magnoliopsida; Ericales; Ebenaceae
Exons: 2
Coding region: 1-432 (143 amino acids)
Source: RefSeq, a predicted model, not a curated record